AUGCUGAAAUUAUUCAAAGGUUUAUUUAACACUCAGCAGAAACCCGUUGAAAGCAAUGCUAACAUCGAAGAUGAUUUGACUUUAACAUCAAGCAUGAAAUUACUGCAACAACUACGGGAACCUCAAGAACACAGCAGCACCACCACCAACACAUCUGCACAGAAAUCCAACACCAAUCCAUUCUCUUUGAAGAAUCAACAACAGCAACAGUUUCCUGGCAACUGCAAAGUCAAAUAUCAGCACCAGGAUGUUGUGCAUGUUAAACCCUAUGAGAAACGACUAGCACCAAAUGAGACAAUUCUUAAUCAGAGACAAGCCAAGCGACGAGAGCUGUCGCUUUUAAACCAUGCUGCUGUUUCCGAUAAUGAUGGUGACAACAACACCAAUAUCAUCAGCAACAUUCAUCACCGCAACAUAACAACGGCAAGGCGCAUACGACGACCUCCUUUAUGGAUGGGCCACUAUGAAAAGACUAAAACCAACGAAAACGUCAACAAUUACCGUAACGCUAAAACAAAAAUUCCGUUUCUUCAUAAUGACGACGUUGAGGUGGAUGUCCUUGCAGCUGAUGACAGCAAACAAAGCGGUUCUGGUUGUCGAAGCGGCUUAUUGGCAAAGGCACAUUCGUUUAUUAUCGAAUUUCUGCUGAAUUCCUCCAUUCAUGGUUUUGUCUAUUUGGCGAAAAUGGGAUUAAGUUUCAUAGAAAGGACAUUGUGGUUUGCAUUUAUCUGUGUGGCAAUAUUUAGCAUUAUAUCGCUUAGCCGUCGCACCUGGCAUCGUUUCCAAACAUCACCAAUGGUUAUCUCAAUGGAUCGCAAUAAAUUGGUUUGGAAUACCAGCUUUCCAUCACUGACAGUGUGUCCCCACAAACGCAUCGAUGAGCUUAAAGUCGAGGAAUACAUUAUUUCCCAUCCUGACGUAUUUGUCAAUGAAGAGGAUAAAGAAGGCUUUAAGAUUUUCAUUGAUAAGUUGGCACAUCUCUCUUAUGAAAAUAUUGAUCAAUUACCUCUGAACAAUUCAUAUGGCAUUGAGAGCGACCAAUAUUUGGAUUUGCUCUACGAACUAAAAUGGCAUUUCGAACCGGAGAUAAGCAGCGGUGCUGCCGUGAAAAUGUUUAUCUAUGAAACACAAACUGAAUUUGGUACCUGCCAUUCGGUAAACAGUUUGGUGGCACGUUACAAUUCAUACGAAUAUUGGAAAAGUAAUCAAUGGAAUCUUUUGCAUCAUGGGGCUCGGGUGACCGUACAUCCGUUGGAUGGAGAGAUAUAUGCUCAAAUUAUUAAUCUCUCAACCGCCUACGAUGUUUUCUUCCACAGUGCUGGAGAUAUACCAAGUAUAACCAAACAACGUUAUACAUUUCCUGAAACCGAUUAUACAACAGUGGAAUUGAUAGCAUUGGAGAUUUAUACUGCGGAUGCGGCUAAAGCAUUCUCUACCAAGCAACGCAAAUGUCGUUUCAUAUUCGAGGCUGAAGAUAUGCUUACCGUUCCGGUCUAUAGUUUUGGUAUGUGUAUGGCUGAGUGCCGCAUGUUUUUGGCCUUGAAAGUGUGUAAUUGUGUGCCACAUUUCUAUCGGAAUCGAUUAAGGAAUGGUCGAGUUUUACCUAUCUGUGGUCUGCGAGGUUUGGCCUGUGUGGCUAGUUUGAAAAAUGAAAUGAUAUCCUUAAAAUCCAUAAAGCAUAAAAUCAAUUGCAAUUGUCUGGCCAACUGCGAUGAUUCGAACUUUUUUGUCCAAUCCUACCGUUCUCGCGUCUGGUUUUUGGGAGCCAAUUUACAAUGGGGUAUUAUUGACUAUCCCAAAAUGCAAUUGCGCCGCGAUGUGCUCUUCUCCUUUGCUGAUGUAUUGGUGUAUAUUGGCGGCUUGGUGGGCUUCUUUUUGGGUUGCAGUGCUUUAAGUUUUACGGAAGUAAUUUUCUAUUUUACCAUAAGAUUGUUUAGACGUCUUUUUUCUUAA
Molecule: messenger RNA, 1953 nt
Organism: Musca vetustissima
Lineage: Eukaryota; Metazoa; Arthropoda; Insecta; Diptera; Muscidae
Gene: ppk9
Product: sodium channel protein Nach
Exons: 8
Coding region: 1-1953 (650 amino acids)
Biological process (GO): sodium ion transmembrane transport
Cellular component (GO): membrane
Molecular function (GO): ligand-gated sodium channel activity
Source: RefSeq, a predicted model, not a curated record